AAUUUUCGUGCACAAGAAUGGAAUAAAAACCUCGUCGGCUGUAUGAUGAUGGGUGGCUGUAAUGAGAGAACUGCCGAGAACUGCCGCACUUCUGUCUGUGAUCAGCCACGUCACAACUUAAAAUACCAUCAUGAUGCUAAAAUUUUUGUUUCGACUAUUGUUAGCCUUAUUGAUUGCCAUUUCUAGAGUUCAGAGUUUCAGCGUACUGCAGGCAACCAAGGACAAGAACGGCAAGGUUCCAGCCCCAACAUCGUCAGGAUUGGAAUCGUCCUGGGCCAAUCUCCAGUUGUCUCCGCUGGCCGUCAAAUCGAUGCCUUAUCGCGACUUCCGCGUCAAAAUCUACCAGCACGGUGGCGACCAAACGAUCCGGAAGAGUCACCCGCACCAUCAGCGCUAUUUCUUCACGCCCAUUGCUCUGCUGGAUCACCGGAGCGCCGUCAGUUCUCACAACAACGUGACUGGCGAGGCGGAAUUGCGUUUCGUUAUUCACCUGUGGGAUGAUGAGCUGGAAGAAAAGAUUGCCGAGUAUUUGAGUGGCGUUCUCGGGGAAGUCGUCAAGAAACACCAGCUGGAAGUCUUGCCGUUCGAAUGGGUCGUGGCGACGACGCCCAGACACAAACUCACGGGCCAAUACGCUCUGAGCGGCGUCCGGCAACAAUACCAGCAGGAAAAAUUCCUGCGGUUCAGCAUGAUUUGCUCAUCGGUCGAAGAUUGCGACACUCUGACCGAGCAAAUGAAGUUCAAUCCUCAGCAAUUUUACCACUUGAAAUUGAAAUUGGGACUGGAGUCGCAGAAAACCAGGCGGAAGGAAACGACGGUCCGCCUCAGCAGCGUUCAAUCCGGCGAGUUCUUCAACCGGCUGAUGGGUCGCUUCCCCAACAAUGAGACUGUCUUGCUUACGCCACAAGAUGCCAAGCGCCUCAUCGCCGAGUCGGCCAACAGCAUCUUCGCCGAGACUUUCGACGACACCGAAGUUGUCGACCAUCAGCAUUCCAACAUUUACUGGGCUGUGAAACAACUGCUGGCCAUGACUAAACAACGGGUGGUCCAGUCAGAUAAUCUACACAAUUGGGAGUCGCUCUACUGGGAAAAGGAGAACCAGCGGCCAGACAAAAUGGCCUCGAUGAUCAAUCGCAUCUACAACACAACCGACUCUAAAGGCCGACAAAUGCUUGUCGAUUUUUUCGCUGAUGGUGGGCAUUCGACUAAUGAAACUAUAAACGAUUUUGACGGCAUGCUAGAGAGUUUGUUGAAAAAUCCAGCACUCUUUGGAGACAAGAAUUCGGCCAAUUCAAGUUCGCUAGGCCAAUUUUCACAGUUUCGGCAGAUGAACACGGUAACUUUUCAGCAGUUACUGAGAGAAGCGAAAAAAUCGAUCCAGUGGAGCGGAUACCGCUUCCGUCCAAAGUCCAUCCUGGCCUCCAAACUCGAUCUGGGCCGAAUUAUGAAAAACUACGCCAACCAAGAUUUUACGGAUAGGAAGCUUUUCGUCUCUUACGCAUCGUCUUUGCUGGUCAUGUCUGUCAAAAUUGACGAGUCCAUUCACAUGUCCAUCGAGCGCCAGAUUCAAGAGCGCUUCGAAUCCGUCAUGUCCGACAUAGACAGCCGCUACAAAAUGGAAACCACUAGGUUGCAGACUAUUAUGGAUGGUUUACUUUCUGGUCACGUGGAAUCGAAUAAAAAAAUUGAUGAUCUUAUUAGAAGUCAGAUUGCAGCUUUACAAGGAGACUUCAAAUCAAUCAAUACCACCGUCAUCGACAGCUUUCAGAGAAUCGAAUCAAAGGUUCAAAGAGACCAGGAAUUACUCCAAAAAAUGAUAGAUCAAAUCCAAACCGACAUGGGAGUUGAACGUCAACUUCAGACUUCAGCCCUUAAAAUCAUUUUUCAAAAAAUAGACGCCGGGGAACAGAAUGCCAACGUAACGGAGCGUAAGCUGCGGGAAGAACUCGAAGCUAGCUAUCAGCGCCGUAGUGACGAAUUAAUCAAACUGAAAAUCGGCCUCGCCCAGCAAAUGAUGGUCGUCGAUCGGACAUACGCAGUUCAAAUGGAAUUACUCGAAGCACGGCUGCGAAACGAAACGAAUCAAAUUUAUCAAGAUCAAAUGAUCGCAGUAAAAAACCUGUUGGAACGUUAUUCGUGGUUGCUGUACCCGAUAAAUCAAAGACAAGAGGACCCAAUCACAACAACGCCUUCUCCUUGGAAAACAUUACUGGAACUGUUGAAACAAGCGCAACUAUUGCAGGGUAUCGACAAUUCCGAAAUGAGGUCCGACCCAAACUUUAGCAUCACAACGCCAUCACCCACUCGGUAUCAGAAUCCUAUCGCUGACAACAGUCGGCGAAACGCUAGGUCAUCGAUGCGUUUGAAAAACGGCUCCGGCAAGUGUCUGGCCAGUCUGAACAACGACGGAGGUGAUGGAACCAAGCUCGUCCAGCAGUCUUGCCGUCACGAACUUGGUCAGUAUUGGCGGAUGAAAGACGGCGACCGCAUCUGCAACGGCUGGAACAAAUGCAUCACGGCACCGUUCAACACGGUCGCCAACAUUCGCCUCGUUCAGUCAGAAAAAAAGAACGGCCAACAGGGCGCCGGCCAGAAGUGGAAGUUGAAUCGAGGCCGUCUGGAGAACGACUGGAAAAAGUGUCUGACGGUGUCGCAAGAUUCCGUGGCCGACGGAGUUGAAGUGUGGGCCAUGAGCUGCGUUCCCGGUGUUUUAGGUCAACAGUGGAUGUUUGUGUCUUAAUAAACAUAUGUUCAGAUAUUG
Molecule: messenger RNA, 2761 nt
Organism: Daphnia pulex (common water flea)
Lineage: Eukaryota; Metazoa; Arthropoda; Branchiopoda; Diplostraca; Daphniidae
Exons: 8
Coding region: 131-2740 (869 amino acids)
Source: RefSeq, a predicted model, not a curated record